Dentiscutata erythropus is the source of this 1263-nucleotide messenger RNA. Lineage: Eukaryota; Fungi; Glomeromycota; Glomeromycetes; Diversisporales; Gigasporaceae. The record is from the annotation of a GenBank genome assembly.
AUGCGACUUGAUAAUAAUGAAAGCUAUCUUGAAAAUGUAUCUGAAAUACCAUCAACACCAAAAACCACUACAGCAGAAAAUACAAUUUCAGACAAUGAUUAUGCUAUUAAAGAAUUUAUUUUUGAUAAGGCUGCAUUAAACCAUGCAAAAAGUUUAGUGACUAAUUCUUCUGAAGAUUUUGAAGAUUUAGAACAAAACGAACUAGAUAUUGAUUGGUUAGCAUUAGACAAUGAUACACUAUCAGUAAUAGAGUCUAUGUGGACUUCAACUACAAAUAAUGAUCAUGUAAAUGAUUAUGAACUAAGCGAAACUAAUAUUGAUAAAGAUAGUAGUCAAUAUGUUGUUAUUGAUUAUAUAGAAGGGCAUCUUCCAUGUUGUCCAAGCAGUGCUAUUCUUUUAGAGGAAAUUUGGCUUGCUAUUAUUAAAUUUUUUGAUAAAAAAUCAAUCUUACCUAAAAAUUCAAUAGAUAAUAAAGAUGUAGAUCAAAAUUUUAAAGCAAAACCACCACUAUAUUUUGCAAUCAAAGCAGCACUUCAACUAGAAAAUGCUUUAGGGGAAGUCAUUUGGCGAUCAAGAUCUAAGGUGUGUUUACAAAAAGAAGUACUUGAAGCACCAAAUACUUUUAAUGAGUUUCAUGAAGUUUCACAUACUAAUCGUUAUAAAAGAAAAUUAGAAAAGCAAAGAAUUAACAAUGUUGAUAUUUCAAAAAGAUUACUACAUGGUGAAGAUAUUUGGAAUUUAUGUAUAAUGGAUAAUAUAGACAUGAAGAAAAGUACAUUUGUAUAUAAUAAAAUUUUUAAAACACCAAGACGUACAGCUUAUGCCACUCUUCGAAUAGUUUUACAGUUUAAAUUACCUAAGUCUUUAUCAGAUAUUGCUGCAGAAUGCAAAUCAAAAUCUGUUUCUGGUGCUAGUUAUAAAUUUAAGGUAGAUUUACCGAACUUAGUUAUUUUAGAAUCUGGGAAAAAUCUAUUUGAUCGAACUACAAAAUCUUGUGAAGAAGCGCUUCAAAAUGUAACUAAUUUAUUAGUAGAAGAAUUUAAUCUACCUGAUUCUACUAAAUUUGAGCUUUUUAGUGAAACAUCUCAGAAUACUGAUUUAGGAUUUAAAAAUCUAUUUGAAUGCUAUGAACGUGGUAUUAAAUGCUUAGAAGAUAUCUAUAAGCAAGAUAUUGAGAAAUCUGAGGAACAUAAUACAACAGGUCGACGUGCUCAAGAUGUUGUUGAAGAAAAUAUUCAACUAUUACCUAGACAAAGGUAUUAA